AAGAGCACCAUGUCCUCGACGACGCCGGACACCCUCUCACUGGACAGUACAACGUCAGCGGAAUCGAAGGAACAGUCAUCCCGAUCGUCGUCCCAGCAGCACCACCACCAUCACCGAUACCUACAUCCGAGCAGUGCCGGACCGGUUCCCGUUGCGGACCACAACCAGUCGCCGCCGGAUCCGGCGGCCAGUCCCGGAGUACACUCUGACGACAGCCAGAAGGAGAACCUGGUCCAUCAGCAGCAGCAGCAAUACUACCACCAUCGUCACCAUCACCAACAACAACAGCAACAGCAGCAGCAGCCAUUUCUACCACCAUGUACGGGGGAACCGGAGCAACGACGAAACUCAUCAGUAUUAAACCGAUCGUCCGAGGACGACUCGAACGAUAGCGCAUUUGCCGAUAAUGGUUCGAUGUCCCUGAACACGAUCACGAUCGCGCUGGACAACAAGCUGCGCUCGUUGCGCAACUCCUCCAUCGACUCCGACCGGGACGUGUGGACACAACGCUGGAAAGCGACUGCGACAACAGCAGCAGCUGCUACAGUGCCGGCGGUCCCCCUGGGGGCCAAUUCGACUCCCACGCGCCGCUCGGUGCACCACUCGCGCCCCCUCACCCUGGGCGAGAACAUUCCAUACGCGGACGAAUCGCCGGAACGGCCGCUGAUCCAGACCCGGUCCGAAACCGCUGCGGCAGCAUAA
Messenger RNA from Aedes aegypti (yellow fever mosquito), 702 nucleotides. Its product is annotated as ell-associated factor Eaf-like. Bases 10 to 702 code for a protein of 230 amino acids. The transcript is spliced from 4 exons. Lineage: Eukaryota; Metazoa; Arthropoda; Insecta; Diptera; Culicidae. The record is from RefSeq and is a predicted model, not a curated record.